Molecule: messenger RNA, 1061 nt
Organism: Gordionus sp. m RMFG-2023
Lineage: Eukaryota; Metazoa; Nematomorpha; Gordioida; Chordodea; Parachordodidae
Product: clusterin-associated protein 1 homolog
Exons: 8
Coding region: 32-862 (276 amino acids)
Biological process (GO): cilium assembly
Cellular component (GO): intraciliary transport particle B; centrosome; cilium
Source: RefSeq, a predicted model, not a curated record
CAUCCAGAUUUAUCAGCUGUCAUUGAUUUUUAUGAAAUAUUUACAAAUAAAAAAAAUACAUGCGUUUCUUGAAAAAACUAAUUUUCCUUAUUCAAUAAAUAUUAUUAAUAAUGAAAAAACUGAUUUUCAAUUUGUUGCACAAUGCCUGCACUGGCUUUUAAAAUUGUUUGAUCAUGGCUCUGAUAUUAAAUUUAAGCUAACAACUCGUGAAGAGAGACUUGCGUAUCUUGUAAAUGUUACUGAUUAUUGGAUGAAAUAUCAUUCCUUAAAAUUGGAUCCAUGUGCAUUAUAUGCUGCUGAAGAUGGUGCAUUAUUAGAAAUAUAUAAAAUUAUUGAAUAUAUAGAUAAACUAUUAAAUAUAGAUGUAUCUAAUAGUGUUACUCACUGUCAAUAUGAUUUAAAAUUAAUGUCAAACAGUAUUAUAGAUGUAAAAAAUGAUCUUAAUCAUAUGGUUGAUGAAAGUUCAAGUUUGUUUAAUGAUCUAAAAAAAGAGGAAGAAUAUUUUGCAAUAAUGGAUGGAGCACUGAAAAAUGAAAUUGAUAUUAACACAUUAGAAAGUUAUAUUGAUACAACCAAACAAAACACACAGGAAGAAAUGUUUAAUGAAGAAAAGAAACUAAAAGAGUUGAAAAAUGAAAAGUAUAAAUUAAUAGGCAAGAUAGGAAGAAAAAAGGAUGAACAUCUCAAAAAUAAAACCAGACUAGAGUCUAUGAAUGCAAUGAUACCUUCUCAUGCUGACGAAUUAGAAGCGUUGGAAAAGCGUAUUAAAUAUCUCAAUAAACUAUACAUAACAAAGCACAGAAACUUAUCCUUCUUAACUAGCAAGAUGACUCAUAACAAUUCACAUGACGCCAAAUUUUAAACAAGUGACAUCUACGCUAAGUAAUUUGGACAACUAUGACACUUACGAAGAAUAACACAAGAGAAUGGAAAAAAAAUUAAAAUGAUCUCAUUUCCGGAUUACAACUUUAAAAAAAAUAAUAUUUUAUUUAUCUUUUUACAAAAAACUAUUCAAGCAGCAUUAAUUAUUAUUUCAAUACAUAAAAUCACUAAAAAAUGUC